UUUUUUUUUUUUUUAUAUUUGUUUUCUUAUUACGAUUGAAAUAAUAAACCUUACCAUUUGAAACACACAUACAGAUGGCGGACAUUCAACAGCUAACCAAAAUGGUUAUUGGGAUUGAGACAAAGCAAACAGAGAAUCCGACUGAUGCUGAUGAUGGGACCGAAAUUGUUAUUCAACUACUUGAUGAAAUGGUUGGGCAUGUCAUGCAUGUUGACAUCAUGGAGAACGCAGGGGUUGAGAACCAUGAAGUGGGUGAAGAACCCGAGCAACCAAAUGCUCCUGGGGUUGUGAUUGUUGUGGAAGAUGAACCGCCAAUAGCAACUGAGGAGCUGGGACCUAGACAUCCAUCAUGGCGUUACAAAGAUCCCAAGCAGGCAGUGGAUGAAGUUGAAAUUGUUGGAAUGUUUGGGGAAGAAGAGACACCGGACGCUGGAUCUGUAUCCAAACGCUCGUGGGGGAAAAGACCUCUAUGUUACAUAGAGGAUGUUCGCCGCCGUCAAAAUACGUUUGAACAGAAGAAGAAACGUAUGAAGAUACUACGAGCAAAACUGAGGAUGGAAAAGAGCUCAACUAGUGAAGGAGGUGAUGGCGCAGGAGAUGUGGUAAUCCCCCGCAAGAGAAGACGCACAGGAGAGAAAGAGCAAGGACCAGGCAUGUUCUACCAGUGGAGUGCAUCAUAUGCAAGAAGAGCAAAUGGAUCCAGCCGCCAUAUGGACCGCGGAAAAAAGAGCCACUCACCAAGUGCGAAUAUGAAAAAGGUACAGUCAUAA
Patiria miniata (bat star) is the source of this 770-nucleotide messenger RNA. RefSeq lists its product as uncharacterized. The record is from RefSeq and is a predicted model, not a curated record. The coding region runs from base 75 to 770 and encodes 231 amino acids. NCBI's taxonomy places the organism in Eukaryota, Metazoa, Echinodermata, Asteroidea, Valvatida, Asterinidae. The transcript is spliced from 4 exons.